Molecule: messenger RNA, 1994 nt
Organism: Drosophila bipectinata
Lineage: Eukaryota; Metazoa; Arthropoda; Insecta; Diptera; Drosophilidae
Product: solute carrier family 22 member 13
Biological process (GO): transmembrane transport
Cellular component (GO): membrane
Molecular function (GO): transmembrane transporter activity
Source: RefSeq, a predicted model, not a curated record
UCGCAGAGCAAUUCCACUGCAUCUCGGGAGCAGCCUGACCAUGGACUUUGAGAAGAUACUGGUCAAGUGCGGUGACUGCCAUCGCUACCAGUACAUGCUGCUAGUGCUCUACGGCUGUCUUAUGUUCAUCGUUUCGCGACACUACUUCGCCCAGAGCGUCAUCAGCUUUGUGCCAGACCACUGGUGCUAUCAUGAGCAGCUGGAGAACCGGAGCUAUGCCGAAAUCGCCUCUAUUUACUCCAAGUUUGCGAAUCCAUCGUGCACACGCCUCGAAUCGAUCAGCUCCGACGGGAGUAAUGCCACCGCCAGCCAGGAUCCCUGCACUCGAUGGAUCUACCACUACGAUCAUGGGUUCAGGAGCAUGAAUGCAGAUCUUAAUUGGGUUUGUGAUUCCGCCUAUAAGGCCCGAGUGGGCCAAUCUCUGUUUUUUGUGGGCUCUAUGUGUGGAACUCUCUUAUUUGGCCUUCUAGGAGACCGAAUUGGACGCAUUCGGGCCAUGGUGUUGGCCAAUUGGUGUGGUUUUCUGGGCGACUCAUGUACAAUUUUUGCCAAGAACCUGGUGACAUUCUCGGCCAGUCGAUUUGCCUCAGGAUUGGCAGCAGAAGCUAAUGCUUAUCUCAUGUACAUUCUAGUUUUGGAAUACGUUUCACCAUCCCUGCGAAACGUUGGCUUAAACCUGACCAUGGCUAUAUUCUAUUGCCUGGGAAUGAUCAGUGCAUCCUGGCAGGCCGUCUGGCUGGGUAGCUGGCGUUCCUUUAUGGCCUGGUCGGCGCUGCCUCAGCUUCUGGUCACCAUGUUCUACUUCCUGGUCCAGGAGAGUGCAGAAUGGCUGGUUACGCGGCAUGAUAUCGAUGGUGCCGUCUUAAGACUGCGGCGGGUGGCAAAGUUCAACCGCCAGGAGGUCAGUGAAGCCGAUUUUGAACUCUUUCGUCGGCAUUGCAAAGUCAAGGAGUCCACAGCAAAUAGUCAGAUAUCCAUGCAAAAGCAGGCUCGCCUGGUGGAUGCACUCAAAACUCCCAGACUGCGUCGAAGGAUGAUAUUUGUGUUGCUUGUGUUCACUAUCAUCACUCUCUGCUACAACACCAUGUCCCGGAAUGUGGAGGGUCUGGGAAUGUCACCUUUUGUUAUGUUCACCCUGUUUGCCCUGACCCUGCCGCCAUCGGGAAUCGUCCAGAUCCAGGCCCAAAGGCACGUGGGUCGCAAGUUUACCUCGGUGACCAGCAUGACCGCAACUGGGGUUUUGGCCGCGGCCAGUGGAAUUAUGCUGAGCUUCGGAAAGGAGCCCAGUGUGGCCAUGACUGUGGCCUUAAUGCUGGCAUCGCGGUUUGGCAUCUCAGUCACUUCGGGCGCCACCAUGCAAAUGUCCGCCGAGCUGGUGCCCACCUGUGUGAGGUCCAGUGGUCUGGCUGUGGUCCACGUGCUGGGCGCGGCCUUGUCCUUUGUCUCUCCAUUUAUUCUGCAUCUGGACAGCUACUUCCGAGGUUCUUCCUCGAUUAUCCUUUGCAUGUUGCUGUUUCUGAGCGCCUGGAUUUGCCUCCUUCUGCCGGAAACACGCAACAAAAAGCUGCCCAUGACCCUUUCUGAGGGCGAGGAGUUUGGCAGGGGCGAAAGGAUGUUCGACUUCCUGCGACGAGCUAAAAAGAAUCAAGACCACGAGUGUAAUGCUGAAACCAAUGAGAAACUUAUGUCGGAAUAAGAAGCACUUAUCUAGGUUUCGCCCAACGAAAGAUUGUAUUUUAUAAGGCAAUAAGUCCGAGACAUAACUUAAUAUGCUUAUAAGUACUCUUAAUUCUUAUAAGGCCAAAAACUUGUUAGCCAUCCUAAAGAGAUUUAAUUAUUGAUUCAGAGUCGCCUCUCGAUGGCUCCACGAGCCUAGUCAAUAAAAAAUACAGACUACUUUAAUGAUUUAAGUGUAAAAUUAUGUAGAGAUAAAAAAACAACAAGAAAAUAUGUAUAUCUAGCUGACAAUAAGAAAUAGAAAUACAAACUUAUCA